UAUAUUGUACGUCCAUAGGUCCCAUCGAAAAUCAAAACCUAUCAACUUGGGAAUAACAAACAUGUGUCACAUCUAAAACGUGGUCCACUUCCAACAUCCUACUCACUCACUCAGUACUCACCACAAGAAAGAAAAAUCACACUAGCUUAAGCUCAAGUGUUUCACUUAGUCAACCAAAUUAACUAGUUUUCCAAACAGUACACCAACUUUGAUCAGUCUUUCUCUCCAAAACACCAUUGUUGUUUGGAAUAGUAGUAUGGGGGAUAAAAGAACGGCGACACUAACACCGACGGCGGUGAAGCGAGUAGGAAGAUGGGUUCGAAGCCGGUCGGUAAGGGAGCAAGUGACCAUGGGCGUGGUUGCAGCAAUUAUGUUGCUGGUUUUGUUGAAAGUUUUUGUCAAACGCCAAAACAACUUGUUUGUUGUAACUCAAAUUGCUCAUUCAGCUGGUCUCUUAGUUUUGAUUUACAAGUUAUCUAUCACCAAAACUUGUUCAGGUCUGUCAUUGAAGACUCAGGAGCUAACCGCUAUAUUCUUAAUCAUGAGAAUCAUAGCUUAUUUUGGCUUCUUACGCGAUUUUCAUGUUUUACUUGACUCACUAACCCUUGGAUGUACACUAUGGGUGAUCUACAUGAUACGGUUUAAGUUUAAGAGCACCUACUUGCAACAGCUUGAUAACAUGCCUUUGUAUUAUGUGUUGGUGCCUUGUGCCAUUGUUGCAAUAAUCGGCCACCCUGGAUGGCAAGUUCACAUUAUCUCAAGAUUCAUGUUUGUAUAUCUUAUGACAAUUGAAGCUGUUUCGGUGCUCCCUCAGCUUCGUUUAAUACAAAAUGCUAAGAUGGUUGAACCAUUUACAGCUCAUUACGUCUUUGCUUUGGGUGUUGCAAGAUUUCUCUCAUGCGCAAAUUGGAUAUUCAUGCUUAUUGACAGCAAGGGGGAAAUCCUGACACAUAUAGGAGAUGGACAUCUUUAUAUACUAGUGGCUCUUCUCUCAGAGGUUGUUCAAACUUUCAUCUUGGCAGACUUUUGUUACUACUACGUCAAGAGUGUAAUGGAGGGACAGCGCAUGAUGAGGUUACCUUCGCUAGUGUAAGCUAAGGACAUGCUGAGAGCUGCAGCAAUAAAUUAAUGGAGAGAUCGACACAAGUUUGUAAAACUCUUGCUUUCUGUGUGCCCCUUCCCCCAACCGCUUUCUGUGUGCCCCUUCCCCCAACCAACAAAAUAAAGAGGUAAAGAAAGCAUAAGAUUGUGUUUCCCAUAUUCUCUGUAUGUAUGUGCCGCCAAGAUAUAUCUGUAUGCUCUCAGUCUCAGCUCUGUCUGGUAGACUUAUAGAUUUCGAACUACUUCAGAGUUGUCAUCAACCAAUUUCUGUUAACUACACCGGCAAGAUUAUGUACUCUUCUAUA
Chenopodium quinoa (quinoa) is the source of this 1406-nucleotide messenger RNA. RefSeq names its product putative ER lumen protein-retaining receptor C28H8.4. Gene Ontology annotation, cellular component: membrane. Lineage: Eukaryota; Viridiplantae; Streptophyta; Magnoliopsida; Caryophyllales; Amaranthaceae. The transcript has 6 exons. The record is from RefSeq and is a predicted model, not a curated record. Bases 257 to 1093 code for a protein of 278 amino acids. Gene Ontology annotation, molecular function: ER lumen protein retrieval receptor activity. Gene Ontology annotation, biological process: protein retention in ER lumen.